Messenger RNA from Paramacrobiotus metropolitanus, 6366 nucleotides. RefSeq names its product mucin-2-like. Gene Ontology annotation, molecular function: chitin binding. Lineage: Eukaryota; Metazoa; Tardigrada; Eutardigrada; Parachela; Macrobiotidae. The record is from RefSeq and is a predicted model, not a curated record. Gene Ontology annotation, cellular component: extracellular region.
UAUUUUUUUCUGCGAAUGAGAAACUACAUUUGAAAAUGUUUCACUUUGUAGCUGUUUCGUCUUGUGCGUUGGUUGUCGGUGUGAUAACACUAGCUGGUGCACAGUAUACGGCGGAUUUCGUCUGUCCUACGGCGAAAGGUCAAUUUGCCAAUCCGGAUAAUUGUUCCGCGUUUUAUAACUGCUGGGAUUACGCAUGGACAAUUCAGUACUGUAACGAAGGACUGUAUUUUGAUGACAAAAUCAAGGCAUGCAACUGGGCCAGCGCGGUACCGUGUCCCAAUGGUAAUCCACAGAAUCCCACGUAUGGCCAAUACAAAAAGGGUGCACCCGUGUCGCCGGCUAAGUUGUUUGACCGCAAAUGGCCACGCUUGAAGUUCCAAUCGUACACAUCCACGGAUAAUAAUGGGAAUAGCGGUGCCGCAUGCCCUUCCUCACCUCAGUAUCCAAAUCCGUGUUUGCGACCAGAUGGACCAUCCCCCGAUCCGCAGAACUGCAGCGCUUAUUACGAAUGCUGGAAAUGCGAUUACACACACAUGCAGUGUUGGCAAGGAUUGGUUUAUGAUGACACUAAGAAAUACUGCGCAUAUCCCACGGAGUCCACGUGCAAAACAACUGGAGGAAAUCCCAACCCAGGGGCCACAAACGGUGCGGCUGUACCUGGAAGCGCUGCCGUUAAUCCUGCAGUACCUGGUUACAAUGCCGGUAACCCCGCACCAGUACCUGGUUACAAUGCCGGUAACCCAGCACCCGUACCUGGUUACAAUGCCGGUAACCCCGCACCAGUACCUGGUUACAAUUCCGGUAACCCCGCACCAGUACCUGGUUACGACGCCGGUAACCCCGCACCAGUACCUGGUUACAAUGCCGGUAACCCCGCACCAGUACCUGGUUACGACGCCGCCAAUCCCACGCAACCCACAACUGCUAUACCGCAGCCGUACGGGCCGGUGACGGUGACCUCGGCUCCGAAUCCAUAUCCUGCACCCGGAACUAACAAUCUCUACCCAGUUAACCAAUACGGUGCCCCUGGUGAUAAUACCGGCAUCCUGAACCCAGGCGUGUAUGGAGGAGUAUCGGGAACGACCAGUGUACCAGUGCCUACUCCAAGUGCUGGAACUGGAGCGGGAAAUCCCGGUUAUCCAGGAGGAGCGGUCGAUGGCGCUUACAAUCCCACGGUCGCAGCAACCACGGUAACACCGAGUGGAUACGGUAACGGCGCAGCACCUGGUCAAAACGGUUACCCUCCAGUAAAUCCGGUUUAUGACGGCAAUCUAGUUACUACAGUUACGCCAGUGUACGGUAACCCAGUCGCCACCACCGGAAGUUAUGGUGGCGGCCCCGCGCCAGGCGGAUAUGGAGACCAAGCGACACCAUCACCUACUGUAGCAUACAGUCCGACUCCUGCUCCAAAUGAAUAUGGCGGGAACGCAUUACCUGGACAAAACGGAUAUCCUCCAGCUAAUCCAGACUACAAUAACAAUGCCAACCCGACGGUUAAUCCGGGGUAUGGUAACCCGGCCGCGACACCGGCUGCACCUGUUUAUGGAGGCAAUGUACCGGCACAGAACGGUUACGGCGAUCCCACGGCAUCGACAUCCGGUCCGACGUCUGUUCCUCAAAAUGGUUAUGGAGGAAGCGCACCCGGAAACGCUGCAUACCCGGCAAACAAUCCUUCUUAUGCCAGUGAAACCACCGUGACCCCGGCUUAUAAUGCACCACCGGCUAGUAAUACAUAUGGCGAGACUUCAGUUGCACCCACCUAUCCGGCGAAUGGAGGAAGUAACCCGCAACCACAACCUUCGUAUGGCGGAAGCAAUGUCCCAGUCAACUCCAUGCCCGCUAACCAGUAUCCCCGUGACAAUAAUGGUCCAUCUUUUGAGACCGGUGGUAACCAGACACCGACGCCGGCUGCAUCCUACCCUAAUGGUCAACCAGGUUAUGAUAGCGCUGUUGUUACUACUGCACAACCGGUUUAUAACGAUCACACGACAGUGACCUCUGGAGCCGGAAGUGGUUACGACGCCACCACCGUUGCUCCGGGUGGGUCGACAUUCAGCCCGUACAAUACCUAUGGAACGUUCAGCCCGUAUAACACAUUCGCGACGUAUCCUACCAUUCCCACAAUGUUCCCGUGGUCUGGAUCCAGUGAGACUACUUCUGCCUAUAAUAAUGGGGCAACAACCGCGGCACCGGUAGCCAGUACAUACGCACCUGGGGACAAUAGUUACGGAGCACCGUCCAAUGUUCCUCCCGCAAAUUACGUUCCUCCUGCUGCAGCCUAUCCCGCGGACACCACGGUCAUUCAACACCCGGACUCGGGGACGACAGUGUACGUAACCAAUAACAUUAUGACCACGAUUGUCGUAACCAACCGGUCUCACAACAGUACCGCAGCGCCACCGGUGGGAUAUCUGAAAUCGGAGCAGCUCCGCCAGCCAGUAUCCUUCCGCUGUCCCAAAGGGUCACAAGGAGUUUAUGCCGAUCCUAAUGACUGCAGUGCUUACAUUACUUGUAUGCCCGGCGGCGGCUGGUAUCGUACACACUGCCCAUCCGGCUCCGUAUUCGAUGAAACGAAGAAAGAAUGUUCCGCCAGCUGGGAUACAGGCGUGGGAUGUCGUAUGAUUAUGCCGAGCUCGCAAGUCGGAAACAGUGCUGACGAGGUAGAACGCGAGGUCAUCACCCGUCCACGUGCACCGACCAAUCCCCAGAUGUUUUCUCCACAGAAAGAGGCUCGACCUGGACACGGCCAACUGACCGCUGGUCAACAAGUUCAGUAUCCCUGGGCACCAGUUGUGAAUAACCAGUUGUUGCGCCCCAAACGAUCCCUCCACAACGAGAUUGACGAUAAGGAUUUUGUAUGCCCAGAAGCGCAGGGAUUAUAUGCACACGAAAGCGACUGUACGUUGUUCUGGAGUUGCGGUGAUGGACAAAUCGCCUUCUUGCAAUCGUGCCCCAAGCCGCUUUUCUUCAACUUCACUGAACAGCGUUGUGAAUGGGCUCGUGGUGGCAAGUGCGUGGACGGAAAGGUCAUUCUUCCCGCUAAUCACCAUGAUGAUCCAGUUCCGCCUUUGGUGGCGACUACCGAUGCACCCGCCCGUCGGGAUCCGGAUUUUAAGUGCCCAACAGAAAACGGCAUUUUUGGGCAUCCCUUUGAUUGCUCCAAGUUCUAUCACUGCGAGAACUGGCAUCCGCGUCUGCGAACCUGUGGUCAAGGAACACUCUACGAUAAGGAAAAGCGAAAAUGCGAAAACGAACAACACGUCAAUUGCCAAGGAAGCCAUCAGCCCCGAUCACGCAAAUUUAUUUGUCCUCGCCGGCAUGGCUACUUCCCGGAUCCACAGAGCUGCCGGCGCUUCUACCAGUGCGUCAAUUUCCGCUCCUAUCACUUACUAUGUCCCGGUAAUCUGCUGUGGAGUGAGGCGAAGAAGGUCUGCGAUUGGCCGCAAGAUGUGCCAUGCGGUGCCGGUUUCGGCCAUAAGCCCCAUUUUAAGUGCCCCAGACCCAAUGGAAAGUUCAACCAUCCCGUUGCGGACGGAGAUUAUUACGAAUGCAUAAAUGGGACUUCACACCUGAAACACUGCCCACCAAACCACACAUUUGUGGCGAAUUUGCGAAUGUGUAUGCCGAAUGAUAUACUGCAUCCAGUGGCCUCGACAAAACCCACGACUACCGCCGUGCCAGUUUCCGACCCCACUACCGUCACGCACACUUCCCCAGCCAGCACCAAACCAACGACUACCGGCACAGAUGUUACCGAUCCGGCUAGCACCGAAGCACCGACUACGGAACCGGCAAUUACCGAGGCACCAACUACAGCUGCAAACGUUACCGAACCGGCUAGCACCGAAUUGCCAACUACUGAACCAGCUACUACCGCAGCACCCACUACAGUUGCAAACGUCACCGAACCAACAAGUACCGAAGCACCAACCACGGAACCGGCUACCACUGAAGCACCAACUACAGCUGCAAACGUUACCGAACCGGCUAGCACCGAAUUACCAACUACUGAACCGGCUACUACCGAGGCACUCACUACCGAACCGGCUAGUACCGAAGCCCCAACUACCGAGCCGGCUACCACCAAAGCACCAUCCACGGAACCGGCUACCACCGAAGCAACCACUACAGUUGCAAACGUUACCGAACCGGCUAGCACCGAAUUACCAACUACUGAACCAGCUACUACCGAAGCGCCAUCUACAGCUGCUGCACAUGUUACCGAACCGGCUACUACCGAACUGCCAAUUACAGUUGCAAACGUUACCGAACCGGCUAGUACCGACGCCCCAACUACCGAAUCUUCUACAACAGAAUCCCCAACUACCGAAUCACCUACCACCGAGACACCCACUACCGAAUCGGCUACCACCGAAGCACCAAUUUCAGUUGCAAACGUUACCGAACCGGCUAGUACCGACGCCCCAACUACCGAAUCUUCUACAACAGAAUCCCCAACUACCGAAUCACCUACCACCGAGGCACCCACUACCGAACCGGCUACCACCGAAGCGCAAUCUACAACUGCAAAUGUGACCGAGCCGGCAACCACCGAAUUACCAACUACCGAAUCACCUACCACCGAAUCGCCAACGACCGAACAGGCUAGCACCGAAGCGCCAUCUACAGCUGCAAAUGUGACCGAGCCGGCAUCCACCGAAGUACCGACUACCGCUGCACCUGUUACCGAACCUGCCACCACCGUUGCAACAAGCACCGAAGGAAGCACACCCGUAGUUUCGGGAAGUUCCGAUUCAACCACCACGGCAACUACUACGGACGCGUUCACAUUUACACUCCCAUCCGAAGAAACCUCAUCGACUGAAGCGGUUACUACUACUGCUGGUCCUGUGAGUACUGAUUCCUCCACUGCAGUGCAGCCAAGUUCAACAGAAAUUCCCGUCUCGGAAACAGCAGCCCCCGUUACCGAGGCCACCUCCAGUGUAUCGAAUUCGGAUACGACGAAUUCCGGUACCUCCACUGAAGGGAAUCCACCGAUAACCGAAGAUUCGACCCCAACUUCUGGUUCGUCUCAAGAUACUACCGUUGCUCCUACCACUGUGGAAGUUACCACUUCUUCACCGGUCGACGACUUGUCGACAACCAGUUCGCCUGUCGAGGUGACGACCCUAGUAGUUGAAGAGGUCACCUCUUCCGGAACAACCAUCGCUCCGGAAGUGACAACCGAAGCUGCAGUAACCGCAUCGGAGGCCGCAACUGUUACGACUACUUCAGGCGUGACCGAAGGUGACACCACAAGCAACCCGGUUACCGAAGGCACAUCUACUGCAUUACCGGUCGAAGAAACCACCCUUGCAAGCACAGCAACGGAAGUUCCUCAAACUACGUCAGUUUCCGAUGUCGCCACCAGUGAAGUUACCGUUACGAGCACAGCACCUGUAGAGGUCACGACAACGGACGCGGCGGCUAGCACAACUUCCGGUUCAGUCGUUGAAGUCACCACGACCAGCGCGGCUACCGAUAGUACGUUUUCAACAACAUCGGCAGUUCAGGAUUCUACGAGCACGGAAUCUCCCUCCACCUCCACCGCCGCUCAAGACAGCUCCUCUCCAGUGACCACAACUAAUGCAGAAGUAACAACCAUACCUGACGCAGCCACAUCUGAGGCGGUGACGUUUACGUCGCUACCAGUUCAGGAUGAGACAACCGUUGCAACAGCCGCUGUUACCACCGAAACACCAACUGCUGAAACAACAGCUGUCUAUACUACGACCCAGGUUUCCAGCACAGAUCACUCAGUUAACCCCGAAGUGCCGACAGGUGCACCAACCGACCCCACCUCCACGAGUGGGACGGAAACCCCGGUACCAGUAACCAUGUCGUCAACCGAGGUUUCAGCCACCGUUUUCCUGGAGCCCACCUCCACAACACCGACCAGCGAAAGUACAACGGCCGCAGAGAGUGCAUCGACUAUUGGCGGUACCGAUUCCACGACGCCGGUAUCUGAGGUCACCACUUCCCAAGUGACUAGUGGAUCCGAAGGCGGCGUGACCGGCGAGACCACCACCGUGGUCGUUACCUCUUCGACUGGGGCAGUCAACUUGCCAGAUAGUCCAUCCAACGGUAGCGUACCGAUCACGCCGAUAUCCGGCAGCGGCGAUGAUGCCGACGGGGUCAUGGAGCGCGUCGAUGGUCCUUCCAUAAUUCACAUGUCCAUUCCAAAGAAGUUGAAUUAACGUAUACUUCACACAGUCCAAACAGCUUUCCUUGUUAAAGAAAUUUUCCGUUUCGUGGAUGAAGAGUUUAUGGCAGAGAGUUUUAUGUACUUAGAGUUUGUUACAGUUUAUACCGUAGUAACUGUUUGUUGUUGGAUAUUAAUAAAGUUUCAGCAUGAUGAUCACGACG